Messenger RNA from Penicillium odoratum, 1926 nucleotides. RefSeq names its product carnitine O-acetyltransferase CAT2. The coding region runs from base 1 to 1926 and encodes 641 amino acids. Gene Ontology annotation, molecular function: carnitine O-acetyltransferase activity. Gene Ontology annotation, cellular component: peroxisome; mitochondrion. Gene Ontology annotation, biological process: carnitine metabolic process. NCBI's taxonomy places the organism in Eukaryota, Fungi, Ascomycota, Eurotiomycetes, Eurotiales, Aspergillaceae. The transcript is spliced from 4 exons. The record is from RefSeq and is a predicted model, not a curated record.
AUGUUUGCUGCUUCUGCUCGAAGCCGUCUCUCCUCCACCUUGUCAAGGCCCCGGCUCCCUCCGACACAACUGCUUGCCCGCUCGACACUCGCUAUGGCUCCCCGACGAAAGGCAUCUUCAAUCCCUGAGGGAUACAAAGAGAAUCUUUCCAAAGGCAAGAUGCUCCGCUUUGAGGAGUCCUUGCCCAAACUCCCCGUGCCGUCUCUGGAGGAGACCGGUCGCCGCUACCUGAAGUCCGUCCACCCCCUCGUCUCCGAAGCGGAGUUUGAGCGUACCAAAACUGCUGUGGAAGCUUUUAUUCGCCCUGGUGGUGAGGGUGAGCCUCUCCAAAAGCGCUUGCUAGAGCGCGCUGCAAACCCCAAGAUCAACAACUGGAUCGCCGAAUGGUGGAACGACGCCGCCUAUCUAGCCUACCGGGACCCUGUCAUUCCUUACGUCUCCUACUUCUACUCCUACAAGGAUGACCGUGAGCGUCGCAACCCGGCUAAGCGCGCGGCCGCCAUCACCUCUGCAGCUCUGGAGUUCAAGAAGGAGGUCGAUGCGGGCACGCUCGAGCCUGAGUACAUGCGCGGUCAGCCCAUGGCCAUGAGCUCUUACGAGUACAUGUUCAAUUGCUGCCGUAUCCCCGCCGACCCCGCAGACUACCCGAAGAAGUACUCUGCCGCGGAGAACCAGCAUAUUGUCGUCGUGCGCAAGAACCAGUUCUUCAAGGUGCCGCUGGUCGUUGACGGCCAGGCCCUGAACGUGUCCGAGCUGGAGCAGCAGUUCCAGCACAUCAUCGACACUGCCCAGCCUGCCCCGCCGGUCGGUGUGCUGACUGUGGCUGACCGUGAUCACUGGACUGCUGCCCGCAAGAAGCUUAUCGCUGCCGACCCGGCCAACGAGCAGGCCUUGCAGUCCAUUGAGUCUGCCGGUUUCGUCGUCUGCUUGGACGAUGCCAAGCCUGUGACUCUGGAGGAGCGUGCACACCAGUACUGGCACGGUGAUGGUACCAACCGCUGGUUCGACAAGCCCCUGCAGUUUAUUAUCAACGACAACGGUACCGCUGGCUUUAUGGGCGAGCACAGCAUGAUGGAUGGCACCCCUACCCACCGUCUGAACGACCACGUCAACAACCUCAUCUUCAACAAACAUAUCGACCUCUCGGCCAAGAGCGUACGUUCACAUCUCGCCGACCCCAAGCCCAUCACCUUCAAACUAAAUGACGAGGCCAACGAGGCCAUCGACAUUGCGGCUCAGUACCACCGCAAGCAGAUCGCCUCCCACGAGCUGGUUGUUCAAGCCUUCCAGGGCUACGGCAAGGGUCUGAUCAAGAAGUUCAAGUGCAGCCCCGACGCCUACGUCCAGAUGGUCAUCCAACUCGCCUACUUCAAAAUGUACGGCAAGAACCGUCCUACCUACGAGUCCGCCUCCACCCGUAAGUUCCAGGAGGGCCGCACAGAGACCACCCGUAGUGUCUCCGACGAAAGUGUUGCCUUCUGCAAGGCUUUCCACGAUCACACCGUUCCCCGCGAGGAAGUCGUCAAGCUCUUCCGCGCCGCCCUGUCCCAGCACACCAAGUACACCCUCGAUGCCAGCGACGGCCGCGGUGUCGACCGCCACCUAUUCGGUCUCAAGAAGCUCCUCCAGCCUGGUGAGAAGCUUCCCGCUCUUUACGAGGAUCCCGCCUACGCCUACUCCGGCUCUUGGUUCAUUUCUUCCUCCCAGCUGAGCUCGGAAUACUUCAACGGAUACGGAUGGAGUCAGGUUAUCGAUGAUGGAUUCGGUAUUGCCUACAUGAUCAACGAGAAUAGUCUCAACUUCAACAUCGUCUGCAAACGUCUUGGCGCUCACCGUAUGAGCUACUUCUUAAAUGAGGCUGCUACCGAGCUUCGUGAUGUGCUUAUGCCUGACCUGGCUGCCCAGCCUGAGAAGGCUAAGCUGUAG